AGCGAGAUCUUGAUCAACCGUCGACUGCUGAGCCCGUUCGACCGACCGAGCGGCUUCAUUUGUCAAGGAUAGUUAAGGAUGGGAAGCCGCGGCGUGGCGGACAUCAGCCAGGUGUACGAGCGCAACCAGGAGGCGACAGCCUACUGCGGCAAUCUCGACCCGCGGGUGGACGAGGAGACUCUCUGGGAGCUGUUCAUCCAGUGCGGUCCUGUCAAGAACGUCCACAUCCCCAGGGACAAGGUCACGGGAGGACACUCAGGUCGGUCAGCUCCACUCCAUGCAUACACACGUACCCAGCCAGCUGCCUGUCGUGUGCACGUGCGUCUAUCUGUGGCGUGUCAUCCAUCCAUGGUACGUCAGGGUAUGGCUUUGUGGAGUUCCACAGCGAGGAGGACUGCGACUACGCCAUCAAGAUCAUGAACAUGGUCAAGCUCUACACCAAGCCACUGCGGUGCAACAAGUCGGCGCAGGACAAGCGCACCCAGGAGGUUGGCGCCAACCUCUUCAUCGGCAACCUCGACCCGGAAGUGGACGAGAAGCUCCUGUACGACACUUUCAGCGCCUUCGGCGUCCUCCUCUAUGCGAAGGUGCCUCUAAUCUAGCUGACACGGCUGGCACAGUGUGCGGCGCGUGUGUGGAUGGGAUAGGUGUGUGGGUGUUGUGUUAGGUGAUGCGUGACCCCGAGAGCGGGGAGUCCAAGGGCUAUGGGUUUGUGGCCUACGACGCCUUCGAGUACUCGGAUGCGGCCAUGCAGGCCAUGAACGGCCAGUUCCUAUGCAACAGACCCGUCCACGUCUCAUACGCCUACAAAAAGGACACCAAAGGUGUGCUGUGGACACACACACCAACACCAACACACUUCGGACGACAGGCGAGAUGAGAUCUCUGUGUGUCACCUGUUGGUGCGUUCAGGGGAGCGUCACGGUGCAGCAGCAGAGCGUCUCAUCGCGGCGAAUCGUCCCAAGGAUUUGAAGAUCCGCCCGCCACACACCAUGUUCGCCAAUGUCCCGACAGCCCCCGCACCUCUCGCCAGCGGUAUGAGCCAGAACCCCACGACACACAACGCCAACAACAAUGUUGAUCAUCUUUUGUGUAUGGCUGUUGUCACAUAUAUCAGCUGGUCCCCCUCCGGGCCUGACGGCUCCCACCUCGACCUCAGCCGCGUCCAUGGCCGGCCCGCCGCCCGGCCUGGCACCCCCUGGCAUCCCUCCACAGAACUUCAGGCCGCCAGUGGGGAUGCCCGCACCACCCAUGGCCGUCCCAACUCUGCCACCAGGUGCGGUGCGUGUGACUGCUGUGGAUGGAUGGAUGGAUGGGAAGACGAUGACACGUGUGUGUGUGUGUGUGUGUGUGUGUGGUGGUUGUGAGUGCAGGUAUGCCUCCCCCUCCGAUGCCGUUCUUCCCCCCGGGCAUGCCGCCCUUCGCUCCACCAGCGCAAUGAGGGAGGGAGGGGAAUUUCACCAGCUGGCCACACGGAAUGGUGCGUGCGUGCGUGGUUCCAUUUCAUGGAUGGUGGUGCGGUCGUGUGAACUUGAUUGUUUCUGAUCAAGGUGAAUGAGAUUGGGUUGGUUAUGAUGGUAUGCUGUGUUGCACGGUAGACAGACAGAGACAUUGUUAAAGGUACGUACCAGAGAGAGAGCUGAGCAGCGUCCAUCCAUGCCGGGUGGCCACAUAGGUAGGUAGAGGUCCAUCCAUUCCAUCAGUCGACGCACGAAAGGUCCAUCCAUCCAUCCAUUGAUUAGCAGUGAGUGAGUCGAGUCCUCGUGCUUAGCAGCUUAGGCGUGCAGGGAAGAGGGAGAAGAGGAAACAAAG
Molecule: messenger RNA, 1812 nt
Organism: Vitrella brassicaformis
Lineage: Eukaryota; Vitrellaceae
Source: the annotation of a GenBank genome assembly